GCUCCACAUUUCACCGGGAGCUUUGAGACGGUCUUUCUGUUGGCUUUGAUGUGUGAGGGGUGUCGUCAGGUGGUGUUAGAACUGUUACCGGACCUGCAUUCACGGACAGCAAUGAAUGAAUGAACCCAGAACUUUCUUUACUACCGCUGCCCCCUCCUGCAUAAAAAAAUCUGCCUCAUACUGCAGUUGCACACUUUAUGAUGAAACACUGCCACCUUGUGGUGAAGUUUGUAGUAAUACGUUGUGGAUACUGAUACAGUGAGUGAGAUUAAAUAUGCUUUUUCUGUCCAAAAAUCUGCUAUCACAGCAGCCAAAACAUUAGACACAGCUAUAAUAAAAUCGGCUGAAUAAAGUAAAAUGCAGGAUGAGCUCAGCAAAAUAAAAAUUAUAAAAUGUGAAAUAUAGUAUCUGGUGUUACAAUAUUUAAAAAUUGUUAUCAGAAACGCCCAUGUCAUCUUUAUUCGGCCAAGUUUGUGCACACAAACAAGAUAUUUAAGUCCAGUUCACUUUGCUCUUUGGCAUGCAAAAAAAGAAAAAUGUUUUAAAAAAAAUAGGCAGGCUGUAAUGAAAGACAGAAAGUUGCAGAAAGUCUUAAGAAACUUUACAAACUAUAAGUGCAAAACUAUUUUAAGUGUUUGAUUGUUCUUUUUGCUUUAAUACAGCUAAACGGGAAGCAAUUUGCUCAUCGCGCGUCAAUAGUGGAUGUUCCAGGCUCUGGUUGCCUAGGUAAUGUUCUACCUGGGUCAGUACAUCAUCCAGAAGCAGCUGUACGACCAGAAGCAGCAACACAUCGUCCACUGCGCCCAGGAUGCUUUGGGCCGUGUGCUGGGAGUCGACAGCUUCUCCGUGAAAGAGCCGCGGGUUCUGUUUGCAAUGAUCACCAAGAACCUGGUGGCUGUCAGGAGUCCAGAAUCAACAACAAGUCUGAGUGAGCCGCACAGCAGCAGCCAGACAGACAGAAGGACGGAGGCGGCAGAAACGGAAGGUCGCUCUUCAUCGCCUGACAGGAGGAGGAGAAGAAGGAGGAGGAGGUGGAGCUGCAGGAGCAAUGAGCCAGGUCCUUCACACAGUGUAGACAACGAGGAUGUUGAGGAAGACUCAGAGGAGGAUGAGGAAGAGGGAGGCACGAAAAGGAGACGGUCUGACAGCUACUCGCUGACGUUUGACGACAGCCUGUCCUGGUGUGUGAUUGGAGGACUUGGGAGCGGGCGGGAAAGACACAGCAGCCAAUCAUCUGACUCGCACAGCACAUCUGGGAGAUCAGAGGUCACGGACGCAGCGUCAGACUCUGACAGCGACAACUUCAGUGUUGAAUUUGAAGUCGAGUCCAUAGAUUCAGAUGAUUACAAUGAAGAUGAUGCUUCUCUCUCUGCUGAUGAUCAGGUAUAUGAGGUCACAAUCUUUGAAGCAGAUGACGACGACUCCUUUGAUGAAGACACAGAGAUUACUGAAGCUGAUUACUGGCGCUGUGCGAAAUGCGAUGAGUUGAACCCUCCUCUGCCCAGAAACUGCCUCCGCUGCUGGGAUCUGCGCCAGGAUUGGCUACCUGAGGUGUCCGUCAACUGCACCUCCUCCAGCCCUAAAGCCCUACCCACAAAGCCGACCAACCUAUUAGCUGCCAAAGAACCUCCAGGUUCUGACGUGGAGGAGAAUGGAGUCGACGUUCCGGAUGGGAAAAGAUUAAAAACUCCUCCUCCUCUGCACUCGCAGUGUGCGUCAGACUCCACAUGCUCCUCCGCCGCUGCUGACUCCGCCUCCUCCGCACCAAACUCCCAGGAUCUUCUCUCAUGCUCCCAGCCUUCCUCCUCCUACUCGCAGGAGAAGCUCUGGACUCCCGAAUCCCAGCCCUCCUCUUCCUCAUACUCAUCCUCCAUUGAUUCUCAGGAGCUUCUCUCACCUUCCCCAGCUCCAGCUGCAGCUCAAGCUGCUCCUCUUACCACGCAAGUCCCCGAUAUGGAGCGCAGCAUGUCGGCGGAGUGGCGUCUGCCGGACUCGUGUCUGGACCCCUGCCUCAUCUGUCAGUCGCGACCAAAGAACGGCUGCAUCGUGCACGGACGCACCGGACACCUCAUGUCCUGCUACGUCUGUGCCAGGAAGCUGAAGAAGAGGAACAAGCUGUGCCCAGUCUGCAGGCUGCCCAUCCAGUCUGUCAUCCUCACCUACCUCAGCUGAGACCACUGCAUAUUUACUUUGACUAAAUCCCAAAUAAAAUAAACUUUUAGUUCUCGGGCACAUACGGGUGCUUUCUUCAAAUCUGAGAAGAUUUUCUUGAAAAAGUUAAUAAUUCUACUAUUUGACCUGUUUCUCUGUCCUCGAACCUCUGGAAUGUGCCUGGCAAGGGUUUGUCGGGUAACGCCAAGCUUCACAUUGCCUCGGGUUUCUUUUUUCUUUUCUUCUUCUUUUUUUAAAUGCUUGGUGUCGUUUCUUCUUUUUUGCUGUAUGUAUUUUGGUGCAGCUUACAUUAAACACUCAUCUUCACUGACCAAUCUCAGGUCCACGCCCUCUAAAGCUCCACCAUCAUUAUGAAAGUCCUACAAACAGAAGCCCCCAGAGUUUCAUAUGAAGAGCAGUGGAAAAAGACUGGAAAAUUAGAUCUGAGAUUUUCCUUUUUCCUGCUGCGUUUUAAAGACUUUUUAUUUAAAAAUAGUUUAAAACCUUACAUAAUUAACUAAAUCUAUAAAUAUUGCUGAAUAUUAAGAAACACAGCUACAACUUUAUUUUCAUAACACCUGUGUGUGGUGUUGGAGAGAUACCGCCUUAAACUUAAACCAAGGCUGAGUUGUACCUUAAUGUAAUACCAUUUAGCACCACAAGAUGGUGCAGUGAGUCAAUGUAAACAUUAUUUGCAGCACACAUUGAAAAAUUGAAGUAAUGCUAAAAUGAACGAAGAAACUGCUUCCCCCUGGUGGUGAAAACUAAAUUCUGCAGAGGCUAUAUCUGAAAGGUUUUAGAAGUUUUUUUUCACUAAAUCUUUAAUCAGAAAACAGAUGGAGGUGGAGCUCAAAUGUGAGAAGUUGUAACUUGUCGAAUGUUUUUUGUGUCGCCUUUAAAUUUGAUGGAAACAUCUCCACAGCUAGCUUUCAGACAUUUUAUAGAUCUUUGACUUUUUAAGCCGACAUUUUAAAAAAUGGGAGGAUUUUGUUCCAUAUUUAGUGUUCUGGUGUGGACAGGUGUGGCGCUCUGUGGCAAAGAGAGAUAUUUUUAGAAUGUGUUAAUUAUAUUUUGUACGAUGCAAACUUUAGAAGCAUCGGCCGUGUCUUGUAAAAGACACUCGACCCUGAAUCAUUUCUGCGCCUGCUCUCCGUCGCCUCCGCCAAGCUCGCUCGCUCCUGGAUCGCCCCGUUCUGCGUCUCAGCUUCUCCCUUGAUGAGUUCACCUUAACCGGAUUAAAAA
Oreochromis niloticus (Nile tilapia) is the source of this 3393-nucleotide messenger RNA. RefSeq names its product MDM2 proto-oncogene (gene mdm2). Gene Ontology annotation, biological process: regulation of cell cycle; cell cycle; regulation of gene expression. Lineage: Eukaryota; Metazoa; Chordata; Actinopteri; Cichliformes; Cichlidae. The transcript has 10 exons. Gene Ontology annotation, cellular component: nucleus. Gene Ontology annotation, molecular function: ubiquitin protein ligase activity; p53 binding; identical protein binding. The coding region runs from base 730 to 2172 and encodes 480 amino acids. The record is from RefSeq and is a predicted model, not a curated record.